AUGAAGCAAUACGUGGAACUGCUUAAGACGAUUGUACCGGAAUGGGGACAGGAGGGUGCGGGCGGGAGCCAGCCAAAAGGCAGGGGGGGUAUGGGCCCCGUCUUCAGUUGCUUGGCCGCCGGCGAAGAUGCGAACGAUGACAGCCAGACAGCGGGGCCAAGGACGUUGCACGAGCUUGCGGGCGAGGGAGACGUCUCUGCGGUGGCAAGCAUGUUGGAUGCCGGCGAAGCCAUCGACGGGAGAGACGAAACGGGUUGCACCGCUCUGCACUUCGCUGCAGAUCGGGGCCAUGUAGAGGUUACGCGCUUGCUAAUCCAGGCAGGGGCGGACCUGAACGCGCAAGACGCCGACGGGCAGACCCCGCUUCAUUACGCAGCCAUCACAGAACAUCGAGAGGUGUACGAUCUCCUGGUGGAAUCUGGAGCGGACAUCAGCAUUAAAGACAGCCAAGGGGCAACGGCAGCGGCAAACGCGCCUGCCGGCUGGGGACUUGGGUAG
Messenger RNA from Volvox carteri f. nagariensis, 498 nucleotides. RefSeq lists its product as uncharacterized. The transcript has 3 exons. The coding region runs from base 1 to 498 and encodes 165 amino acids. Lineage: Eukaryota; Viridiplantae; Chlorophyta; Chlorophyceae; Chlamydomonadales; Volvocaceae. Gene Ontology annotation, molecular function: fatty-acyl-CoA binding; protein binding. The record is from RefSeq and is a predicted model, not a curated record. Gene Ontology annotation, cellular component: nucleus; cytoplasm.